Molecule: messenger RNA, 1987 nt
Organism: Alexandromys fortis (reed vole)
Lineage: Eukaryota; Metazoa; Chordata; Mammalia; Rodentia; Cricetidae
Gene: Aqp4
Product: aquaporin 4
Exons: 5
Coding region: 112-1083 (323 amino acids)
Biological process (GO): water transport; transmembrane transport
Cellular component (GO): plasma membrane; basolateral plasma membrane
Molecular function (GO): water channel activity
Source: RefSeq, a predicted model, not a curated record
UUUCCACCCCUACACUCCAAAAACCCAAUCAGACAAGUGCCCGUAAUCUGACUCCCAGUUCACUGGAGCCCAGGGGCAGGCAAUGAGAGCUGCACUCUGGCCAGGGACGGCAUGAGUGACAGAGCUGCAGCGAGGCGGUGGGGUAAGUGUGGACAUUCGUGCAAUAGAGAGAGGAUCAUGGUGGCUUUCAAAGGGGUCUGGACUCAAGCUUUCUGGAAAGCGGUGGCAGCAGAAUUUCUCGCCAUGCUUAUCUUCGUCUUGCUCAGCCUGGGAUCCACCAUCAACUGGGGCGGGUCAGAGAACCCCUUGCCUGUGGACAUGGUCCUCAUCUCCCUUUGCUUUGGACUCAGCAUCGCUACCAUGGUGCAGUGCUUUGGCCACAUCAGUGGUGGCCACAUCAACCCCGCUGUGACAGUGGCCAUGGUAUGCACGAGGAAGAUCAGUAUUGCCAAGUCGGUCUUCUACAUUGCUGCACAGUGCCUGGGGGCCAUCAUUGGAGCCGGAAUCCUCUACCUGGUCACACCUCCCAACGUGGUGGGAGGCUUGGGAGUCACCACGGUUCAUGGAAACCUUACUGCUGGCCACGGGCUCCUGGUGGAGCUGAUAAUCACAUUCCAGUUGGUGUUCACUAUUUUCGCCAGCUGUGAUUCCAAACGGACUGAUGUCACCGGUUCAAUAGCUUUAGCAAUUGGAUUUUCCGUCGCAAUUGGACAUUUGUUUGCAAUCAAUUAUACUGGGGCCAGCAUGAACCCAGCGCGAUCCUUUGGACCUGCCGUUAUCAUGGGAAACUGGGAAAACCACUGGAUAUACUGGGUUGGACCAAUAAUAGGCGCUGUGCUCGCGGGUGCCCUUUACGAGUAUGUCUUCUGCCCUGACGUGGAGCUCAAACGGCGCCUUAAGGAAGCCUUCAGCAAAGCUGCACAGCAGACCAAAGGAAGCUACAUGGAGGUGGAAGACAACAGGAGUCAAGUGGAGACAGAGGACCUAAUUCUGAAACCCGGGCUGGUGCACGUCAUUGACAUUGACCGCGGGGAAGAGAAGAAGGGGAAAGAGCCGUCUGGAGAGGUACUGUCUUCGGUAUGACUAGAAGACGGCACCGAAAGCAGGAGAGACUCCCUAGCGUUGACCUCAGAUGUCCUGCCACCCAUCAAGGAAACAGAUUUGUUAUGAAUUAGCCACUUGAGGUUCCUUGUUUCUUGUCUUAUUACUAAGUUUGAACAACACAUAGUUUACUAUUAUCAAUGGGGGGGAAGAAGAAACCUAUAAUGAAUAUGAAAUGUUAAAAAAAGGAAAUAUUUUUAAAGUAUCCCCCCAAAGUUCCCUUCGUUAAUAACAACAGAAAAUGCUUACAAACAUUCGGCCAAGUCUUGCCUUACAGAGCAUGUGGGCACCUCCAUGAGGAAGCUGGUAUUGCCAAUCCUCACCUGAAUAUUGACUUCACUGGCAUGACUUAACAAUGACAAAAUGCAGUAUGUCACAGUGCCUUACUCAUUGAAACGAAGAAAUGUAGUAAGUUCUUUCAUAAUCCAUCCCUUAUUUAUAACUACCUCAAAGGAAAACAGUAGCCAGGGUCAUUGCUGAUAUGCCAUUAGUAUAUAAAUGACAAAUAUCUGACCAGCAGAUCCCAAUCUAAGUUCAUUAUAAUCCUUCUUCCUCCUCAAACCCCAAGAAACUAUAGGGCUAAAAUCAAGAAAUUUGGAAAGAAUAUUAAUUUGUGUCCAUGUGUUAGCUCCAUCUAACGGAAUAUAUACAUGGGACAUCCAUUGAGGUUCAGGAUAGACAGACCCAUGGAAUCUGAUGGCAAAGGAAGGGGGAGUCUGUAUCCCUGUUACCAAAUGACUGAUCUGUUUUCAGUGCUCAUUCUGAAAUGCGACACACAAGCUAACCACCAGAGCUUUUAACUGCUUCAUUUACUUUUUAAAACUUAUUGGCAAAACUGGGGAAUUUGUCUGUCAUGCUGUUAUCUAUAUUGAAGCAUUAGCGGAGA